Messenger RNA from Nycticebus coucang (slow loris), 327 nucleotides. Its product is annotated as acyl-CoA-binding protein-like. Gene Ontology annotation, molecular function: fatty-acyl-CoA binding. Bases 1 to 327 code for a protein of 108 amino acids. The transcript has 2 exons. Lineage: Eukaryota; Metazoa; Chordata; Mammalia; Primates; Lorisidae. Gene Ontology annotation, biological process: fatty acid metabolic process. Gene Ontology annotation, cellular component: mitochondrion. The record is from RefSeq and is a predicted model, not a curated record.
AUGUCAAGCUUCCUGCUGCUUUCCUCCUACACGAGUUCUGGGAAUCUUUGUCACCCUGCCAGCACAUCUCAGCCUGAGUUUGAGAAAGCUGCAGAGAAGGUUAAGCACUGCAAGACCAAGCCAGCAGACUAUGAGAUGCUGUUCAUCUACGGCCACUACAAACAUGCGAGUGUGGGAGAUGUGACUACAGAAUGGCCUGGGAUGUUGGACUUCACAAGCAAGGCCAAGUGGGAUGCCUGGAAUGAGCUAGAAGGGACUACCAAGGCAGGUGCCAGGAAAGCUGACAUCAACAAAGUCAAAGAGCUAAAGAAAAAAUAUGGAAUAUGA